AUGCGUGUACGUAUAAAGCAUUCAUAUAAAUAUAUCCAUCUUCUCCACACAAUACUUCACAUAAGGAAUCCUAGAUUUGCAGUAUUUUAA
Spirodela intermedia is the source of this 90-nucleotide messenger RNA. NCBI's taxonomy places the organism in Eukaryota, Viridiplantae, Streptophyta, Magnoliopsida, Alismatales, Araceae. The record is from the annotation of a GenBank genome assembly.